AUGUUUUAUACAUUUUUAGGACAUAACAAAGCAAGUGACGAAUAUAAAGAAGACAUUGAAAGAGACACAACUAUUUUUGAGGAUCCCUUCAGAGGUUCAAAAAAUGUAUUGAGCAAGUAUUCCGAAGAAACAAAUUCAAUAAACUUCUAUCAAAAUCAAUCAACAUUAAAAAGUUUGGAACUACGAUAUUCCUUAAAAGGAAGUGUUGGGGAAUCUUUCUUAGACGAAUAUAACAGUAAAACACUAGAGCCUGAAGCUGUUGGAUCCUCAGCUACAACGUUGAAAUAUGAGGAACAAUCUACUAUUUUAAAAGAGAAAACUUUAGAGGCCCAACCUAAAGGAAAAAUAUCCAUACGAGAAACUGGUGAAUUUGGUGCAAAACUUGAUGAAAGUUUCCCAAAGGCUUACAAACCAGCAAUUAUCGAGAAAGGCGUCUAUCAAGUUUGGGAAGAAAAUGGAUACUUUACUCCGAAGAAAAGCAAUGGGGAAAAAUUCUCAAUGGUCCUACCACCUCCUAAUGUUACUGGAACCCUGCAUUUAGGUCAUGCCAUAACUCUCACCAUUCAAGAUGCUCUGGCAAGAUGGCAUCGCAUGGAGGGGAAAGAUGUCCUGUGGGUCCCAGGGCUGGAUCAUGCUGGUAUAGCAACGCAGACAGUUGUUGAAAAAUGGUUAAGAAAACAUAAAAAACUUACACGUGCUGAACUGGGCCGGGACAAAUUCGUAAAAGAAGUGAUGCUUUGGAAGGAGGAGAAGGCAGACGUUAUUUUACAACAGCUUCGUAAAAUGGGUGCCUCGUUGGAUUGGUCGAGAGAAAUAUUUACUAUGGACCAGAGGCACAAUGAUGCAGUAGUAGAAGCGAUAGUACGUCUUUGGAACGCAGGAUUGGUCUAUAGGAAAGAGAAGUUGAUCAACUGGUCGUGCGAUCUUUCGUCUGCGAUAUCUGACAUUGAGGUAGAGCGGUUGGAAAUCACAGGUCCAACACCAGUUUCAGUACCCGGUUACAACAAACCGGUCAUGUUCGGAGAGUUAGUGGAGAUCGUGUACAAAGUCUUCGAGUCUGAUGAGGAGAUUGUGGUAGCCACUACUAGACCGGAGACCAUGUUGGGAGAUGUGGCCGUUGCUGUGCAUCCUGAAGAUAAACGCUACACACACCUGAUUGGACGGACGGUUUGGCAUCCCUUCAGAUGCACCCCCAUCCCCAUAGUGGCAGAUGAGGCGGUGGACAUGAACUUUGGCUCUGGUGCUGUGAAGGUGACUCCCGGCCAUAGUCCUACAGACUGGGAUAUUGCGGAAAGACACAACCUCCCCAAACUGUCCAUCAUCAACAACAACGGUUGUAUCUCUACUGUGGACUGCGGUGACACGUUUGAGGGUAUGAAGAGGUUUGAUGCCAGAGAAGCCGUGAAGAAGGAACUUGCCAAACUAAAGCUCCUGAAGGGUGUUAGCCCUCACAAUAUGCAGGUUCCUAUAUGUAGCAGGUCUGGGGACGUGGUGGAAUACAUGCUGAAACAUCAGUGGUUUAUCUCCUGUAAGACAAUGGCAGAGAAGGCAUCGACAGCUUUGAGGGCUGGACUGCUGCAGAUCGAGCCUCCCAACUAUCACAAUACCUGGUUCACUUUUCUGGAUAACAUCCGAGAUUGGUGUAUCUCCCGGCAGCUGUGGUGGGGUCACCGUAUCCCCAUGUAUCUUGCAACAGCUGGCCAAUCUACUGUGUGGGUGGCGGCCCCGUCACACGCGGAGGCCAUGGCCAAGGCCAAGGCGGAGCUGGGCCAGUGGCCGGACACGGUGGUCCAAGACCCAGACGUCCUCGACACUUGGUUCUCAUCUGCACUGUACCCCUUAUCCGCUCUCGGCUGGCCCAAACAGACAGAAGAUCUGCAGCGCUACUAUCCUCUGAGUCUGAUGGAGACAGGUCAUGACAUUUUGUUUUUCUGGGUCGCAAGAAUGGUCAUGCUAGGAGUCGAGCUAACUGGUGAACUUCCAUUCAAGAAAGUUCUACUCCAUGGAAUCGUCUGUGAUGCGAUGGGAAGGAAGAUGUCUAAAAGUUUGGGAAACGUUGUUCAUCCUGAAGACGUUAUCCAUGGAAAAAGUCUUGAGGAUCUAAGGAUAGCUAUAGUGAACAACCACAAGGCUGGUCUGAUGUCUACCAAAGAGAAGGACAUAGCCCUCCAAGGCCAGCAGAAACUCUUUCCUACAGGCAUUCCUGAAUGUGGCACCGACGCGCUGAGGUUCACUCUUCUGUCACAUAAAACCAAGAAUCACUUGAUCAGCUUUGACGUGAGAGAAUGUGAGACCAACCAUCACUUCAUGAACAAGAUCUGGCAAGCUAGCAGGUUCUCUCUCCACUGGGCUACUAUAUUGGGUGUAGACAGUACCUCUGAGCCACAGACUCCCAGUAUGACGGACAGAUGGAUUCUCAGUCAGCUGGGACACACAGUUGACACAGUAACAGCUGGUCUGAAAUCAGCUGACUUCCACCAGGUCACAGCUGCUAUCAAAGACUUCUUGUAUUACAAACUCUGUGACUAUUAUGUGGAAGCUGCCAAGCCGGUUCUCAAGGAAGGAACUGACUCCGAAGCAGUCAACACUUGUCAAACCCUCGCCUACUGUCUGGACAUAAGCCUGCGUCUGGCUUCUCCCAUCAUGCCUUUCAUCUCAGAACAGCUGUUCAAACACCUGCCAGGCCGACAAGACCAGAGCUGUAUGUUGGCUGCCUUCCCUUCGCAAGACGAGACAGCAAAAUGGAGAGACUCCGAAUUGGACAGAACUGUACAGUUGGGAAUAGACGUUUUGUGUGCAGUACGGACUUUGAAGAGCUCCAAUGGGUUUUAUAAAAAACAUGUUCCAGUGGAAAUAGAGACGAACAAGGCUGAUGAAAUCAACACCCUGAGAAGAUUCAUUGAAGUGUUAGCGAACUGUAGCAUUCAGAUAACGGAGAGAACAGGAGAAGUUCGGAAACAAAUGGUUACCAACACUGUAGACGAUCACAGCCUAGUUCAUAUCAGUCUGACGAACAUGAGUAAGGAGCAGCACGAGGAAUAUUACAAAACACUCAUGAAGAAGGAAGCCAAGAUCAAGAAAGCUCUGGACAAAAUCUAUGCCAGAAAUAAACAAUCAAGCUUAAAGAAAGCCAACAAGGAAAUCCAGGAUAAGAUAGAGGAACAGGUGAGAACGCUCGAGGAAGAAUUGAAUUUGGUGCAAGCUUAUAUGGAAGCUAAUAAACCAACUUAGUGUACGUCUUAUGAUUAAUGUAAAAAUAAAUAUGUAUAUAGGUA
Molecule: messenger RNA, 3275 nt
Organism: Macrosteles quadrilineatus (aster leafhopper)
Lineage: Eukaryota; Metazoa; Arthropoda; Insecta; Hemiptera; Cicadellidae
Product: valine--tRNA ligase-like
Exons: 20
Coding region: 1-3231 (1076 amino acids)
Biological process (GO): valyl-tRNA aminoacylation
Cellular component (GO): cytosol
Molecular function (GO): aminoacyl-tRNA deacylase activity; ATP binding; valine-tRNA ligase activity
Source: RefSeq, a predicted model, not a curated record